AUGUUGCGGGGCAGAGCUGGAAGAGGAUGGAUUUUCGUUGGCAAUCUCGUGGAUUGUGGAGGAUUCAAUCGUGGAUCAAUGGCCAUCUGCGAGUUCGAGUCAUUGGCCAACUGCGUGUCUACUCGAGUUCAAUCGUGUUCUUCAUGCUUCUUCAAUUUGGACAGUCCUGACGUUUUGGAACAUGCCGUGAAAAAUCUGAAGCAUCUAAACGAUAUUAUAUUUCGCCGUGAUCUUCAAUCGAAAAAUCUCGAACCACCGUUUACCCACUAUCUCCAACUCUCUAUUACUUCAAAUAGUCUGUUUGCAAAAGAUCCCAUCACUUCUGAAACUAAUGGUACAACACGAACGGAACGACUAGUCUACGAACAGCCGUUGGAGAAUGCUCAAAAGUAUCUGAUUGACAAGUUAUUCGGAGGAAGGUCUCAGAUAAUUAUUGGUCAUAUGAGCUUUGAUUCUGAAGAUCAUCAUUUUCCCAUGGGUUCUCUGCUGCGUGUUCAGAAUUUAACCAUUGGAUCUAGGUCGUUUGUUCGUUAUCGAGAUAAAGUGGAAAGCGUACUGGACUACAAAGAUUACCCAUUGGAAACGCUCUCUUUGAGUGGAGAGGAACUAAAUCAUCCAAUAGUCGAAACUGCUCCGAAGCUACUAUUCACCGGACUACCUUCCGACUUUCCUGUAAUCCGUCAUCGGAACGUCCAGUUCUCUGGCUAUUUUGACAUCACAACUUCAGUUCAGCAAUUAGUGCAACAUAUGCUGAGUGUCAAGACAAGCAUCGGAGUGUGCUAUGCAUUCUUUUCUUGGCUCGAUCUUAAGAAAACGGCAUUAAUUGAACAGAUCAAGGAAGCUCAUGAAGAACGAGUGAAACUCGUUGUGAAUACAAAAAACGAUACAUUCUCAAAUUGUGUUGUUCUCCAAAUGACAGAAACAUCAGAUCUAUUUGUCUACUGGACAAACGGGACAAUCAAAAUUGAAGUGUUGCCAUCCGGAAGUCCAGUACCAAUUGAGCAUGACGAAUAA
Molecule: messenger RNA, 1014 nt
Organism: Caenorhabditis remanei
Lineage: Eukaryota; Metazoa; Nematoda; Chromadorea; Rhabditida; Rhabditidae
Exons: 3
Coding region: 1-1014 (337 amino acids)
Source: RefSeq, a predicted model, not a curated record